AUGUGGCGCGCACAAAUUGCCGUGAAUCCAACGCAGAAAGAGAAGUUGAAACAGCAACAGGAAGAAAUAGACGAUUGGGAUACUGAUCCAGAUUUCAUUAAUGAUGUAAGUGAAAAAGAGAGUCGCUGGGGUGCGAAGACUGUUGAAGGAUCUGGCCAUCAAGAAUCAGUUUCACUAGAUCAGUUACGUAAAGAAGUAAUUAAAACCGACAACUUAAUAAGCGCUAAAAAAGCAGCAGAAAUGCCAAAAGCAAGCGAAGGAUAUGGCGGAAAAUUUGGUGUGCAAAAGGAUCGCAUGGAUAAGUGUGCCAAAACAUGGGAAUAUGCCGGUAAAGUAGAAAAACAUGCAUCGCAGAAAGAUUACGCUAAAGGUUUUGGUGGAAAAUAUGGUGUUGAAUUAGACCGAAAAGAUAAAAGUGCUGUUGGUUGGGAUGAAAAACUGGUCCUUUCUAAACAUGGAAGUCAAACAGACUAUGCGAAAGGUUUUGGUGGGAAAUACGGAGUUGAGACUGAUAGAAAAGAUAAGAGCGCACUUGGUUGGGACGAACAUGAGAAACUUCCACAGCAUGAAAGCCAAACAGAUUACAAGAAAGGCUUUGGCGGGAAAUUCGGUAUUCAGGAAGACCGUAAAGAUAAAAGCGCACAUGGUUGGGAAGAACACGAAAAGCUGCAUCAGCAUGAAAGCCAAAUAGAUUACAAGAAGGGGUUUGGUGGUAAAUUUGGUGUUCAAGAAGAUCGUAAAGAUAAAAGUGCAGUUGGCUGGGAAGAACACGAAAAGUUGGCAACACAUCAAAGUCAAGUAGAUUAUAAAAAAGGGUUUGGCGGAAAAUUUGGUAUUCAAGAAGACAGAAAGGACAAAAGCGCUGUUGGCUGGGAUAAUUAUGAAAAAUUAGAACAACAUGAAAGCCAAACAGAUUACAAAAAAGGUUUUGGUGGUCGUUUUGGUCUGCAAGAAGACAGACAGGAUAAAUCAGCAGUGGGUUAUCAACAGCAUGAAGAAUCUGCUCAACACGAAAGCCAGAAGGAUUAUCCUAAAGGCAAGACUCUAAAAUCUACAUAUUAUCUUGAAAUGUUAAUAAGAUUCCAGGAACAAACAGCGAAACGCAAUACCUUGUCUGGUGCAUCAAAAGGAAGAGCCUUGAAUCUACGUGCUAAAUUUGAACAACUUUCAAUUACUGAGAAUGAUGAGAAAGUGCAGCAGGAACGUGAACGCCGAAAACGAGAAGAUGAAGAACUGCGUAAACAACAGCAGAAAGAAGAAGAAGAAAGACAGAAAAAGAUUGCUGAAGAAUGGAAGCGACGUGAAGAACUAGAGCAACAGAUGGAUCCAGAAGCAAUUCAAGAAGAAAUACGACAGUAUGAACAGUUUCAUCAUAAUGGAGGUGCUCCUAAACGGCAUUCUCGUGCUCCAGCUGGUGCUGUAGCUAUAAUGCCUGGAAUAGCAGGAUUGCCUUCUAAACGCGAGACUUCCACUGAGCCGCGCGUGUUUUCUGAAACAGAAAAUGUUUCCGUUACGUCAGAAAAAUCCUCUCCACAACCUGUCAAAUUGCCACUUUUCAAUCCUUCACCUAAUAAAAUUUUCAAUGGAAUAGAACGUCACGAUCCACAGUGUGACGAAAGGAAUGAAAAUAUUCAGAACUGGAACAAUGAAUUACGGAACAAUUUUGCACCCGUAUCAGUUCAUUCAGAGAUAGAAACGUUGGCAGCUGAAGCAGGAGCGUUAAGUGGAAAUAGAUACGAUGUAGUACCGGGAGAUGACGCAGUACCGUCUCCAACACCUGUAACUCAAUCGCUAUUGGAGACGACUAUUGCGCAUAAUGAAAGACAUGAAGCAUCUCCUUUAGAGAGAGAGAUAUCGAAAACAGCGGUAGUAGGUGACCCACUUUCAUCACCAACGCACCCGCUUGGUUCUACAGGUCUUACAGCUGUUGCCAUUUAUGAUUAUCAGAAACAGGAUGACGAUGAAAUCAGCUUUGAUCCCGAUGAUAUCAUCACUAAUAUUGAUCAGGUUGAUGCUGGUUGGUGGCGUGGACUUUGUAACGGGCAGUAUGGUUUGUUUCCAGCAAAUUAUGUCGAAUUACGAUAA
Cercopithifilaria johnstoni is the source of this 2085-nucleotide messenger RNA. The record is from the annotation of a GenBank genome assembly. Lineage: Eukaryota; Metazoa; Nematoda; Chromadorea; Rhabditida; Onchocercidae.